Trypanosoma theileri is the source of this 2613-nucleotide messenger RNA. RefSeq names its product calcium/potassium channel (CAKC). The transcript has a single exon. NCBI's taxonomy places the organism in Eukaryota, Euglenozoa, Kinetoplastea, Trypanosomatida, Trypanosomatidae. The record is from RefSeq and is a predicted model, not a curated record. Gene Ontology annotation, cellular component: membrane. Gene Ontology annotation, biological process: potassium ion transport. Bases 1 to 2613 code for a protein of 870 amino acids.
AUGUUUCAUCCACGCUCCCAGAUGGCAUUGCGGCCAGAGAAUAUUAAAAAUAUUCGUUCCUUUCGGAAGCUUAUAGAGGUCAUGGAUCAGCAGUAUAGUCAAAUCUCUAUUUCCAUAUUAAUAAUCCAUCUAAUCACGGAGUUGGCAUCAGUGGUAUUGUACGUGUGGACAUCCAUGCAUACAGCUGCCACAUCAGUAAGCGAAUUCCAUUGGGGAAGAACUAUUUUUAUUUUUGAGGUUGUGCUUAAUAUUAUAUUUUUUCUCGAAUGGAUCCUUCUCUUCUUUGGAGAAAGCGAUAAACGACGGUAUCUCUUGUCUUGGCUCUCUAUUGUAAAUGCCAUGACAAGUAUUCCGAUGAUUAUAUAUGGCAUUGGUGCAUUGGUUGACACCAAGUGGGAGAGUUAUUGGGUGCCCAUGUAUUUGCGAGUAUGGUGGAUUCGUGAUUGCGUUGUCGUUCUUUUGGAUUAUCCACAGGUGGCACGAUACAUGGUAGACAUCACAAGAGAAGUAUGCCGAUUUCUUUGCACACUCUUCGCCGUUAUGUGUACUUGCAUCGGUACAAACCAAAUUGUUCAAAGUUGCACUGGAGAAUAUAUUAGUCUAUACAACUCUUUCUAUCUUAUGGUGGUUGCAUUCGCUACCAUUGGGUUUGGGGAUGUAACACCAAAAUCAACACCGGCACGUCUCUUUAUGAUAGCUUUUAUUGUGGUUGCUAUUAGUUAUUUCUUGCCAUUAUUCCAACGUCUAGCACAGAUUGGUCGACAGCAUCUGCAUUAUGAUACGUAUAAUUCUCGCGGCGGGAAACGUCCACAUGUCAUUUUGUCUGGUACAUUCACUGAACUUGAAGUAGAUAUUAUCAUUCGGAAUUUCUACGCCGGUUGGAGAAAGUAUCUUGAUAUUCGAAUUGUGUUGCUUUCACCUGUGGAACACCCACCGGAAGUCAAACUGUUAGUUAAUCUUCCGUGGUUUAGAAAUCGUGUUGUGCUUAUGAUUGGUGAUCCUAUGAAGGAUGCCGACCUUAAGCGUGCAGAUGCACACCAUGCAGAUGCUAUUUUUUUGUUUGGUGACACAAGCUCUGCCGCGUAUUAUACUGACUAUCAUUUGAUUCGGCAGUCCUUUGCUAUUAAUCAUUACGAUGACGAGCUUCCACAAUACCUAUUCCUUCGCAGUGAGCGACACACUAAGCAUGUCUCCUCCUAUGCUGCCGGCGUGGUGGAAGGGGAAAGGAUUUUGCACCAUUUGCUUGGGCUUGGGGUGGCUAUUCCUGGUUCUGUGCCUCUUAUCAUAAAUUUGCUUCGUACAUAUGAACCCCGCCCAUUCAAUACAACACUCACGCGUAACUGGGUAGAACACUACGAAUGGUCCUUGCAGAACGAUAUUUAUUCACUGGAAAUUGGGGAUAGUUUCACAGGACUUAGCUUUUAUUGGUUGGCAAGUCUGUUCUUUAAGCAAGAUGUCACACUUAUGGGUGUCAUUACUACUAAAGGUACAGUGUUGCUUAAUCCAUCUCAGAUUGAUUACUCCGCCACCAAAGUGGUGGUAAUUGCUAAAUCUCUGAAAAUUGCUAGAGACGUAGUAAAAAAGCUGGAGAAUGAGUGUCGGCUCCCUGUUGUUGAUUCUGCAGCUCGACCAGAGUCGAACCGUUUGGUACUAAACUGUGAGGGAAAUGCGACUGUGGAGAGUCAAGAUGACUCUGAUGGCGGUGUUGAAACAUUUGUACGUGUGGAUGACGCUUAUGACUUUGAGAAUCACUUUGUCAUUAUUGACCUCUCUAUGGCAAAAGCCAGAAUACCUGAGACGGAAGGAGGUCAGCAAGGAUCUCUCUUUUCUGCAGCAGCAGAUGUUUACCAUCUGUUGCGCUCCAUUCGCCAAUCCUACCCCCAAAACGACAUUGUCAUGUUAACAAAAGAUACUUCAUUCUCAGUCUACCUUGAAAAGUACUGGUACACGGUAAAAGGAACCAUUCCUGUUAAACACAUAGAGGGAUUUGGAUUGAAUAUAAACGAUCUUCGACGGUGUAAUCUGAAACAUAGUGCUGGUAUCAUUAUAUUUAUCUCCGGAGAUGUUACUGGGCCAUCAACCAGUGGACUCUCUAUGCUUGUGGACCUCUCAAUCGCCUCAAUUCUUCCAUCGUCACACAACAUACCCAUUGUGGUAGAAAUGGAUAGUCUUCGUUACAUCUCUCUUUUCCCUCCUUAUGCUGAAGACAAUAUCCUCAGUCAAAAGGCUGCGGCAGAUUUCGUGUUUGAACCCAAUUAUAUUAUCGGUAAUGCCCUUAGUAGGCAUAUGUUGUAUCCUUUGAUGCACCGUGCGUACUUUUCAGAGGAGUUUAUUGAUAUUAUCGAGUUGCUUGUGUGUGGUAUAGACGAAGAAACACCUUCACUUGGGAGACUUUCUCUUUUACUAUCCCCUGAAGAUUUAAAUACAUAUGAAGAUGUUGUAAAUUACUGCCUCAGUCUGCGCUAUAUUCCUAUUGCUCUGCAUCGUUGCAUUUCGGAUACAAAAAAUAUAACACUUAGCGGGCAACGCUAUGUUCUUUCGAAUCCACCUAGAGAUCUGCCGGUCGACCGUAGAAGUGAUGCGGUCUUCUACUUAUUACCAACCUCAUAUUGA